GCAAGCAAGGCCCUGGAUCGAGGAAUUCCAUGGUGUACUGUGUAGCUGGCUUAAAUGUCACAUUUCUUAACGACCUUCCACUGAAUAUGAGCAAGGCAGUAGGUAGUGGAUAAAGAGAUCUAGAUGGCGGGGGUGGGAGAGAGUGAGAGCGAGACUGGCAAAGAAGCGGAUGGGGACCCACACUCCCCGCCGGGGAUUUUCAACCGCCCGAAUUUCUUCUUUCGAGAAAAUCCUCCGCAGUCGACGGUUUUCGCAUUUUGCUCGCGCAUUCUUCAGUCUCCUCAAUACUCAAUCAACGUCAGAGCCUCAUAACCUCCCACCGAAUCGCUCUUGUGUACUUCCAAAUGGGUCCUCCUAGGCGCAAGGUUCUCGCUACGGCAGAAGAAACCAUGUUCCCGCCGGAUGAGCUGCCUCAGGGCCAUCUGAUCGCCCGGGCUGUUAAGGCGACCGGAAACAAUAUCUACUCAGUGGAACUUCCCUCGAAGGAAUCGGUUUUGGUGGAGCUCCCUGCCCGCUUCCGGUCGACCAUCUGGAUCAAGCGGGGUUCCUACGUGGUGAUCGAUGCCAAUGCCCUCGAGGGCCGCGACAACAAGCUCAAGGGAGAAAUUGUCAACAUCGUCCGUGAUGAGAAAGCGUGGCGCAAAGCCCCAUUUUGGCCAAAGGAAUUCGCUAAGCAAGCUGUUGUUGUCGCGGACGACUCGGACGAAGAGGAUGAGUCCAAUGUCGGCAAGAUGCCCUCCUCAGAUGAGUCGGAUGCUUGAUUAGAAUCUUGCUUGAUGCUUCAGGCAUCAGGCCUUAUCGCAUGGGCAUUAGACUACUUAACAGAGCAGUCUUACUUGUUCACGGCUU
This is a messenger RNA of Aspergillus neoniger CBS 115656, 849 nucleotides long. Its product is annotated as putative eukaryotic translation initiation factor eIF1a-like protein. Gene Ontology annotation, molecular function: RNA binding; translation initiation factor activity. Gene Ontology annotation, biological process: translational initiation. Bases 345 to 761 code for a protein of 138 amino acids. Gene Ontology annotation, cellular component: nucleus. The transcript has 2 exons. The record is from RefSeq and is a predicted model, not a curated record. Lineage: Eukaryota; Fungi; Ascomycota; Eurotiomycetes; Eurotiales; Aspergillaceae.